GCUCCAGCCUGUAGGAGGCUCCUGAGGCUCCAGCCCUCCUAGGCUUGGCUCUGUGGAGGGCCUCUAAUUGGUUUUUGGAUGGAAGGACCUAGGAAUGGCCCUGGCGCCAGACUGGUUCCUGCUCCACAAUUGGAAAGGGGACCUCUGGCACUAGGGCUUGACUGGGGGCAUAGGAAGCAAUGAAGGCCAGCCCAAGGUCAGGCUACUGUCCUGUACCUAUUGCUGUUUCAGCAGGGACACCACUAUGGGCUUCUCCUCAGAGCUGUGCAGCCCCCAGGGCCAUGGGGCAGUGCAGCAGAUGCAGGAAGCAGAGCUUCGCCUGUUGGAGGGCAUGCGGAAGUGGAUGGCCCAGAGGGUCAAGAGUGACAGGGAAUAUGCAGGACUUCUUCACCACAUGUCCCUGCAGGACAGCGGAGGCCAGAGCCGGAGUAGCGGCCCUGACAGCCCUGUUAGCCAGUCAUGGGCAGAGAUCACCAGCCAGACAGAAGGUCUGAGCCGGGUGCUACGGCAGCAUGCAGAAGAUCUGAACUCAGGGCCCCUGAGCAAGCUGAGCCUCCUGAUCAGGGAACGGCAGCAGCUGCGCAAGACCUACAGCGAGCAGUGGCAGCAACUGCAGCAGGAGCUCACCAAGACCCACAACCAGGACAUUGAGAAGCUGAAAAGCCAAUAUCGAGCCCUGGCCCGGGACAGUGCCCAGGCCAGGCGUAAAUACCAAGAGGCCAGCAAAGACAAGGACCGUGACAAGGCCAAAGACAAGUAUGUGCGCAGCCUUUGGAAACUCUUUGCCCAUCAUAACCGCUAUGUGCUUGGUGUGCGGGCUGCGCAGCUGCACCACCAGCACCACCACCAGCUCAUGCUGCCUAGCUUGCUGCAGUCGCUGCAGGACCUACAUGAGGAGAUGGUGCACAUCCUGAAGGAGAUUCUACAGGAAUACCUGGAGAUUAGCAGUCUGGUGCAGGAUGAGGUGGUCGCCAUUCACCGGGGGAUGGCUGCAGCUGUUGCCCGCAUCCAGCCGGAGGCUGAGUACCAAGGCUUCCUACGGCAGUAUGGGUCUGCCCCUGACAUCCCACCCUGUGUCACCUUUGAUGAGUCGCUGCUUGAGGAGGGUGAACAGCUGGAGCCUGGGGAGCUGCAACUGAACGAGCUAACUGUGGAGAGUGUGCAACACACACUGACCUCUGUGACAGAUGACCUGGCUGUGGCCACUGAGACUGUGCUGAACCGAAAGGAGGUGGUCAGUCAGCUGCAGCAUGAGCUCCAGAGUGAGGAGCAGAACACUCACCCCCGGGAGCGGGUGCAGCUGCUAGGCAAGAAGCAGGCACUGCAGGAGGCGUUGCAGGGGCUGCAGGUAGCACUGUGUGGCCAAGCCAAGCUACAGGCCCAGCAGGAGCUGCUGCAGACCAAGCUGGAGCAGCUGGGCCCUGGCGAGCCCCCAGCCGUGCUGCUCCUGCAAGAUGACCGCCAUUCCACCUCAUCCUCGGAGCAGGAGCGAGAGGGGGGAAGGACACCUACGCUGGAGAUCCUCAAGAGCCACUUCUCAGGAAUCUUCCGCCCCAAGUUCUCGCUUCCUCCACCGCUACAGCUUGUUCCAGAGGUGCAGAAGCCCCUGCAUGAGCAGCUAUGGUACCAUGGGGCCAUCCCACGGGCAGAGGUGGCUGAGCUGCUGACACACUCUGGGGACUUUCUGGUGCGGGAGAGCCAGGGCAAGCAGGAGUAUGUGCUCUCAGUGCUGUGGGAUGGCCAGCCCCGGCACUUCAUCAUCCAGUCCUUGGACAACCUGUACCGGUUAGAAGGGGAUGGCUUCCCCAGCAUCCCAUUACUCAUUGACCACCUGCUGUGCUCCCGGCAGCCUCUCACCAAGAAGAGCGGUGUUGUCUUGUACAGGCCUGUGCCUAAGGACAAGUGGGUACUAAACCAUGAGGACCUGGUGUUAGGCGAGCAGAUUGGGCGGGGGAACUUCGGUGAAGUAUUCAGCGGACGCCUGAGAGCUGAUAAUACUCUGGUGGCAGUGAAGUCUUGUCGAGAGACACUCCCCCCUGACCUCAAGGCCAAGUUUCUGCAGGAAGCAAGGAUCCUGAAGCAGUACAGCCACCCCAACAUUGUGCGUCUCAUUGGUGUCUGCACCCAGAAGCAGCCCAUCUACAUUGUCAUGGAGCUUGUGCAGGGAGGAGAUUUUCUGACCUUCUUGCGGACAGAGGGAGCCCGCCUGAGGGUGAAGACUCUGCUGCAGAUGGUGGGGGAUGCAGCUGCAGGCAUGGAAUACUUGGAAAGCAAGUGUUGCAUCCACCGGGACUUGGCUGCUCGAAACUGCCUGGUGACAGAGAAGAACGUUCUGAAGAUCAGUGAUUUUGGGAUGUCCCGAGAGGAAGCUGAUGGAAUCUACGCAGCUUCAGGGGGUCUCAGACAAGUCCCUGUGAAGUGGACCGCACCCGAGGCCCUUAACUAUGCUCUCUCAUGCUGCCCACCUCCUCUGCAGGCCGCUACUCCUCUGAGAGUGAUGUGUGGAGCUUUGGCAUCUUGCUCUGGGAGACCUUUAGCCUGGGGGCCUCGCCCUAUCCCAACCUCAGCAAUCAGCAAACACGAGAGUUUGUGGAAACGGGGGGUCGCCUGCCCUGCCCAGAGCUGUGCCCUGAUGCUGUGUUCAGGCUCAUGGAGCAGUGCUGGGCCUAUGAGCCUGGGCAGCGGCCCAGCUUCAGCACCAUCUACCAGGAGCUGCAGAGCAUUCGAAAGCGGCAUCGAUGAGGCUGGGACCCCCUUCUCAAGCCAGUGGCUUCUUCAGGCAAGAGUGUAUCUCCUCGGCAGCUCCCGUUCACACUGUUGAACAGCUCUCCAUGUUCUUGCACUCCAGUCACCAGCAGCUGUGCUGUGAAAAGUAUGCAGCCCUGUGUUGGCUCUGUGUCCCUGCUCUUGCCAGGGCUUCCUCUCCCAGGAAGAAAUAAUAAAACCACUUUUAUCCAUCCAG
Molecule: messenger RNA, 2962 nt
Organism: Ictidomys tridecemlineatus (thirteen-lined ground squirrel)
Lineage: Eukaryota; Metazoa; Chordata; Mammalia; Rodentia; Sciuridae
Source: RefSeq, a predicted model, not a curated record